UCUCAUUCCCUCUUCUCCUACAUUACCCUUUCUCGCGCGCGUACGUACAUUAAUAUAGAUACAUAAGUAUCUUGGUUUAAUGUUGUUGGUCAUGUUCACGGAACUACCGGGUUUAUUUUUUCCAGUUUCUCGUGAAGGGAUUUUCUGGCUAUAAUUUUCUUGAGUUUUAAUUUCAUCAGCAUUGCCUUCCGCCCUAAACAAAGGAAUGGGGAGGAAGAACAAAAGGAUAGGCAAAGGGAGGGUUUCAAGAAUUGGAAGUUAUGCAAUUGCCUCAUCAAUUACCGAUCCCGCUUGCGUUUCUUGCACAACCUUCAAUAUCCUUGCCCCAAUAUACAAAAGACUCAAUCACGAGGAUUCGAGUCACAGAGAAAGCGAUGUGAAAGAUUAUUGGUUGAACAGGAACCGUCAGAUUUUGGAUUGGUUGUUAUGUGAAAGAUCUUCGAUUAUUUGUCUCCAGGAAUUUUGGGUUGGUAAUCAAGAACUUGUUAGUAUAUAUGAUAAGAGGCUUGCGGAUGCUGGCUACAUAAAUUUCAAGCUUGCAAGGACGAAUAAUCGUGGUGAUGGUCUCCUCACUGCGGUUCACAAGGACUACUUUAGGGUCAUAAGCCACCAAGAUUUGCUUUUCAAUGAUUUUGGAGACCGUGUUGCUCAGCUACUGCACGUGGAACUGAUUGCACCUCCUCAAUGUCGAAACAGUAAUGUUCGGCAAGAAAUUCUUAUAGUGAAUACACAUUUGUUGUUUCCACAUGAUUCAAGUUUGUGCUUGGAGCGACUGCGUCAGGUUUACAAAAUAUUGCAAUAUGUGGAAUCAUAUCAAAAAGAAAACAAGCUCAACCCCUUGCCGAUUUUACUUUGUGGUGAUUGGAAUGGAAGCAAGAGAGGUCAUGUGUACAAGUUUCUUAGGUCUCAGGGAUUCGUAUCAUCAUAUGAUACUGCCCAUCAGUAUAGCGAUGGAGAUGCUCACAAGCUACAUGCUUCUGUGCAGUGGGUGAGCCACCGUAAUCAUCGUGGGAACAUCUGUGGUGUAGAUUUUAUAUGGCUUCUUAAUCCUAAUAGAUACCGGAAAUUACUUAAAACAAGUUGGAGUGCAGCAGUCUUUGGAAUGUUUAAGUAUCAACUUCGCCGAGCCUCACUUACAGAAGAUGAUGCAUUUGCCUUUCUAAAGGCUGAUAUCGAUGGUGAUUACAUUUCUUAUGAUGGCUUCUGUGAAGCAUUAAGGCAGCUUAAUUUGAUCGGCCAUUGCAAUGGACUGAGUGUUGAAGAAAUAAAGGAUCUAUGGGAACAAGCGGAUGUUGAUGGGGAUGGUGUUCUGGAUUACAAAGAAUUUAAGCUGGGAAUAUGGAAUGCCCCGUGGUCGGGGAAAAGUAAUGACAAAGCGAGUAAUGAUAUCUGGGAUGAUGUUGUCAGUGGCACAGAGGAAACUAUUGGUUUCAGUGUCAAGAAUGCAGUUCUUUUUCCGACAGAAGUAGAGAAGGGAAUUUGGCCAGAAGAUUAUUCUCUUUCUGAUCAUGCUCGACUAACAGUUGUUUUUUCGCCCGUAAGAAUGCCAUGCUCUCGACUGACAUCAUAACCUUUGCCUAUUGCAACUUACGUCAGAGCUCAGCACCAAUCAAAAAUCCCCAAUGCAUUCCAAGAAUUCUUGUUAUACGUUCGUUCCAACCCACCGCCCUCUUUUCUAGGUUCAUCGUUGUUUUGUGAAGAGGAUGAGAGCAACAUUGAAGUCAUGGUUUUGACAUUGCUUGUAGAGAAUACAUGGUUUUCAUACCUCGACCAGAGUGUUUGGCGUGGGAGAUCCGCCAAGAAUGCAUGUGAUGAAGAUCGCUUCAUGCUUUGGGGCCAGGGAGGAUUGCUGAAAAUUGUAGAUUCCAAGAAGAAUUUGUGAAAUUCGGAGCUUCACCGGACAUUUCCACGUUAUCCCAUAAAGACAAUUUCCCUUAGGUCCAUGCUAGCUGGUGACAGAAGAUGGUUUAAAUACAUCACCCUGUUGACUUUUGUUGCAAAAGGAACAAAAAGGUUUAUUUGGUAUAUUGUUCAGUACAACAUACCAAACAUGGUUCAGAACGAUUAUAAAGAGAAAACUAUAUAGGUGGAAGUAAAAUUUAUUGAGUUCUGGAAACAGGAAGUUUCCACGUAAUCACGUUUUGUAGUUUGGUGAGACUGCACCUUCUCAAACUUUUUUUUUUAAUAAUUGCCUAUGUACAUUCAGUAGAAGUUUAACCAAUGAAAGUAGAAACCAUAUGUUUGUAGCAAUGUACAGAUUGCGACUGUACCUUCUCAAUUUUUUUUUAAUUCUGAGUUUGUCUUAUUAUUCAUUUCA
Olea europaea var. sylvestris is the source of this 2317-nucleotide messenger RNA. RefSeq lists its product as uncharacterized. Lineage: Eukaryota; Viridiplantae; Streptophyta; Magnoliopsida; Lamiales; Oleaceae. Gene Ontology annotation, molecular function: 3'-5'-RNA exonuclease activity; calcium ion binding. The record is from RefSeq and is a predicted model, not a curated record. The transcript has 10 exons. Bases 206 to 1570 code for a protein of 454 amino acids.